AUGUUACUCCAUUGUUAUAAGGAGAAUUCACAAUUACUAGAAGAUAUUGCCAGGAAAAAUGGCCAUGAGGAGACAGCAAAAUUCCUUGACAACAUAACUAAGAGGUAAUCUUUAGAAUUUCAACACUUUUACUUACUUGUAAACUAUCUUCAUAAGUUGUCCGAGAUGCAUUUUCAUACUGAAUUCACGCCUCAAAAUGCAACUGCUAUCCUUUCUAUUAGAGCUUUAUUCACCAUUGCAUGACAGAAAAAAAAAAUGUUGCAUACUGUUCUCUUCCCCCCGGGGGAGGUUACUGGGAUUAAUUUUUGCUGGGCAUGUGCCGCUGGCUUUUCAGAACUCCUACCCUAUUUUAGUUUAUUCUGUGGCAAUACUAUAGACCCCAUGUUUGUGAGUUGAGGAAAAAAGUAGUUUUCACAAUCCCAACUUAACGACUUUCUGUUUAUGCAUCUAUCUUUUAAAACUUUUUAACUUGGUCAUCCUUAAACUUAAUGUGGUGUAAAUCUCUCUAUUCUGAAAUCCCCCAAAAAACUAAAUUGUGUGACCCCGUGACCCCAUUCUAGUAACUCUUAUAAAAAUGCAACCCCACGAUAGUCAAUCCGGUCGUAAAAAUGCGGCACAUACUCAUUAGCCUACUAUUAGGAAGUGUUCCCGGGGGAGGGGGGGGAGACGUUUUUCCCGGCUUUGUUUCCUCUCCUUACAUUUAACACUAAGGGACCGUUCAUUUUUUACCAGGUGGGGGGAAGGAUAGCUGAUGGAAUUUGAGGGGGGGGGACCAUGGGGGAGGUCACCAAAAAAAAUCCUUCAAAUUUUGCCACCAGAAUGCCAAAAACUAGCGUUUCUGACAUUCAGAAAGUUAAAAUUUUCCCGGAGAAGCAUGCCUCUGACCCCCUAGUUUAUUCUGCGCCAAAAGGCAAUUCUACCCCUCUAAAAUCCAGCAAAGCUUAAAAGCAUGUCAAAUCCGAUGUUUCAUUAGAAAAAAACAACACUCAAUCAUUUUCAUUUUUUCCUUUGUCCUCUCUCUCUUUCUUUCUUUCUUUCAUUCUUUUUUUUUUUUUUUUUUUUUGGGGGGCAGUCAUCUCUAUUAAUUUGGGAUACAAGGGGUGCCGCCCCUCAAAAAUACUUUUUUUGGGGGGGGGGGGGGGUCAUCAUAUACUACAGGAGCUACCCGUCGAGUCCCACCAGCUCCCCAUCCCCCAUUAAAAAUGAACGGUCCUUAACGUGCUCAAUUAAAUAAAAGUUUGAUAUACAAAAUGGGUUCGAAGCCGCUGAUCUUGCAAUACUUCGCCUGUGUGUCAUUAAUACUGCUGAGACGACGAGAAAAUGCAUAUAUUUAACAAAUAGAUUGCAUGUUGCGUCUGUUCAGUAAUUGAUCACAGGUGGCACACGAGCCAAUGAACAGAAGAAAAAACGGCAUACUUGCCUCGUACCGCUUAACUGUUUGAGGAUUUGUCCCAGUUUAGCAUUUUUUAAGCGACAAACGCUACUUUUCUUCUCUACUGCUUCUUCUGUUCUAUCUCUUUCUUGUAUACAAUUUCUCCGUUAAGUUUUUCGACUUCUUCACCUGCUCAAAGCAGAAUAAUUGUGAAAACAUUUUCAAAAUUGCGAGUUUUUUCGUAACGAUGACACACGAUGGCAACUGUUGUGAAGAUUUCAGUUCCAGUUUAGGCAUUUUCAAUUCGCCGAGAACUCUUUUAGUCGCGGUUCCUCCUUAUUUCUUAAUUGUAAACAGCUCCUGCUAAACUUUUCCAGAGUUUUUCACUUGCUUAAUCCGAAAUAACCUCGCAAACAUAACCGCGCGCCAUGUUGGAAGAACAAAGAAACCAAGUUUCUUGUGACGUCAUCCGUGCGUCUGUACUCUAAUAGUUCAUGGGCAACGACCAAUCACAGCGCGCGAAACAUUGACUACAUUGUAUUCUGUCGCUGUGCUAAUCCUCGCGAAACUCGGUUUGGUAACGGCACUCAAGUUAAGCCAUGUCGGUCGGAGUUAUGAACUGGAUGGGUGACCUACCGCGAACAUCGUCGUAAAGGUCCAUACGUUGUUCUUUCUUUUCUUCUUCUUAUUUUUUGCGUUUUGUGUGGUGUUAUUGUUAAAAGUGUCUUGAAAAGCAUAUUUAACAUUAUUUCGGCCUCCGAAUUUAGAAACAAACAAAACAAAGCACAAAUGUGGCAGCGCAGUUCGACUGAAAAUUGUUAUACUUCGGACCGUGGUACAGAGCCGAAACUUUGCAGACUUUGAUCUAUAUAUCGGCGGGGAAACCGGCAAACUAAUAAAUUUGGGUUUUCCACAGUGGAAAACGAUCAUAAUGUCUCUGAUAUUCCAAUCUCCUGUUCCUCUUUUCCUCUGUCUCUUGUUGUCGGCGUUGCUCUCGCUGUGCUAAGCGAUUUUCGGUCUGCUCGGCGGUUUCUUGUUGACGUCUUCUCAUUCGUUGUUCACGCUGAAUUUAAAGUCGGCGUUCUCGCUUCAUAAAAGUCUCGGUGGAAAAUCUUCCUGGGCGAGGAUUUCGAGCCACUUGUUUACUUGUGUGUCACUUGCAUGGGAAAUUGUUCAUGAUUCACCGAUAGUAAACAUUGUUUGACAGAUGAUGAAUAAACACAACAGCCUUUCACGAAGAAUACAUGCAAAUGCGCCUUGGUCAUCGGCGGCAAAGUCUAUGUUGCCUGUAAACGCAAAAUGCUCCAUGACGUCAUUGGCAGACACCAAGCAUAUAUUCCAGGGCGGAUAAAGGUUGGGCGGUGAAACGAGUGCUCCGCUCUUCAUUUAAUGUGUGAUGCGGAGUAGGACUGGCACGAGCGCUCUUUCCGCGCUUCCGGUGCGCUUGAAGGCUGGCGAAAUUUUCCUUUUUGCAAACCGAAAAUCCUAUUUUCUUUCUGUAAUUUCAGGCUACAAUGUUAAAUAAUAAAUUCGUUUCAUAACAAUAUCAAUAAACAGUUUCAUAUGUUUGUGUCUGUAUGCCUAAAGUCAAACUUGUUGGUCGAAGAAUGCCAGAAUUUGAGUUUAAUUUGAAAGUGUUGAAUACCUCCUCCUUCCACUCAAUAUCACCUAAUCGUCUUUCGCCGUUUCGUUUGCAAAAGCCUAACACUUCUUAACCUCAAUUUUUACAUAAUGUUAAAGGGGGAUAAAUUUUAUAUAGCAUAACAAAAAAUUAGAUUGAUAUAUUUUGAUAUAGUGGCGUUGUACUGCUUCAAACUUUGCUUCUCGGGUGCAACGCGCCAUGGCGAUUCGCGCAAUGCGUCGCAAAUCUGGCAACCGCAUGUGAACAAAAUUUAUUGAGAUUAGCUGUAAGGUUUUUUCUCCGUUUUUCUCUCUAAAACAAAACAAAGUAAACAGUAAAAACUGAGGGGAAACUAAUUAUGAAGUUUCGAAGAAACAGAAAGAAGUAUGAGAUCUUUUUUUUUCAAAAUUAAAAAGAGGGAUGAUGGUGAUUGAAAUUAGCAUAAUAUCACCUUGCACGUGCUGCACGAAUUUAUAAAAUACACGUCAUCUUGUUAUGAAACACGAUCUGUUUUCUUUUAGUUUUACCAUGGAUGACAUGGAUGAGAUUUUCCUUCGUGUUUUAGACAGUACUUAGUUGUUUUUGUUUUGGAAUAACAUCGACAUUGGCGAGUAGGAGAACGAAAAUAUAAUUUAGUGGUAGAGUCAUGGAAAUAAUAAGAGAAACCCUUUGAAAGAGAUGUUUGUCUACUCCAGCUAAACCUCCAGCCAAUAAUAGGAACAUUUGCCUCUCGGAGACGGCGUACCAGCACAAAGGAACGAGGAAGAAGUGCAAGAAAACAAAUCAAGCCACCAUAAUUCAGUGACAGCGGCAGUGUCUAAUGGACAAACCACAUCGCAAGCCCUGACCGAAGUCGAAAACAAGCGACAUUUCUAAGCAGAGUCCCAGUCCACUGCAUCACACCUUUUUGCUCGGACGCUCUCGUUUCACCACCCAACCUUUAUCCGCCCUGAUAUAUUCAUAGAGAGAUUUAUGGGCCAUCGAACUUUCCAGCUGGCUAAAACCACGCGCGGCUAGCAGACUGAUCGCGCGCUUCGCGCGCAACGAGAUUAUAAAGUCGCUACGCUCGGCGCGAAGCGCCUAGCUCUGCUCGGAAAAAUGCAUUUCGUAUCUAUCUCUGCAGGUUAUCUGAGGAGACAGAAUUUUUCCCGGAAGAUUUCCAGAAAAUUGACUGGUCAGAGCUUGUUUCUCUUGUUAAAAGAGCUCAAGAACAAAAGAAAGAUGGUAAGAUUUUUGUUUGUAUUUUUCCUUUGUCUUUGCCUUUGUUUUGUCCCUUUUACUUUUACUGUGAAACUCACAAAACUGUGAACAACAACAAUAUUUCUGGAAUGUGAUUUUGCUGCAAGCAAAGUGCCAAUCAGGUGUGCGGAAAACUAAGCAGCAAUCAGCAACAUUAAUUAGUUUGUGCUUUUGUGGCUAGCUCCCAUGUCCUGAUCUUCUCUGUGAUUGGUCAUAACACAAUAAACAUUCCUACAGUAUUUCAGGUGUUCACGGUUUUAUUAGUUUGACAGUGAGAUGUGUUUAAGUAGCUCAGUUAAUACAGUUAUAGUUUUAAUAAUAUACAUAAAACGUUUCUGAAAGCGAAACAGUUUUUAGUAAACACAGUGCAAAAACAAGGAAACAUUGCAAAAAUACGGAAAUGAAAUGCCAAUAUCUCAGUGAAUGGAGCACUGUGAUUGGCUGGUAAACAAUUACCAUAAAUAAGAACCAAUCAGUUGCCGCAGUUGUAAGUGGAAAAAAAGGUCAGCAUACGAAGCCGAUCUUAGUUCUUUCUCGAUAGAGAAAAACACAUUGAAAAAUUGAAAAUACUAUUAUCAAAAACGAAAGCACUGUCAUGAGAACAGCAUUUUCUAUUAAUAUUUGGUAGAAAUCGACGAAGGAUUAAGGAAUUUUCGAGCAAAUUGUGAGUUACGAGCCUGCCAAUCUCAACAUACCGAUCGAGCGCUACUACGCCAAAAUUUGAUUAAACAAACGAUGGGCCUACUACGAGCCCGAUUGUCUCAAAGUUAUGAUAACUGCUAUAGACAAUUCAUCCAUGAUAACUGCUUUAGACAAGCAAAGUGUAAGGAUAUACCUGAUCUCCUUGAACAAAGUUUUUGAUGGUUAAGAGGCCAAACAACUUACUACGUCUUGCCGGCCGCGGAUAGCGUCCAAACAAAAGGACGCUAACGAAAGAGUAAUCAUACGACGUUUCUUGUUGAAUAUGGAAUUUAUUUGCACUCAGGUGCUUUUUUUGAAAUAAUACUAAUACAAAAAAAGUAAAAUCUUUUAAAUUUUCUCUGAAACCCAUAAAGUAAAGAAAUUUAUUUACCCAUAAAGUAAGAAAUUAUAUCAGUGUACAUACUGGGGUCAAUUUAAUAAAACUUCUUCUAGUGUAAUUGACAAGUGUAGCCCUUUUUUCAGACUCUAAAACAAUGGCUACACUUAUAAAUUACACUUGUAAAGAGUUUGAUUACUGACGAAUUAUUCAUUAAUGUUUUUCGUUUGCAACAGGUAUUGCUGUUGACCAAGAAAACUAUCAGGCUGAGAGUGAUUUGACCAUUGAUACAGGCUACUUUGGGGAUGUCGAGACGUCUUCCGGUAAUCUCUCACUUCAAUCGAAGUCUGAUUCUGAUGAUGACAACUCGGAAAUAUCUUGUGAAGGUAUGACAUAACUGUCCAUAUAAUCAAACUGUUAUUGAACGGUUUAGAAUUCUGUUGUUGUUAUUUCUUUCUUUGUUUGUUUUUAGCCAUGGCUACCAAAUGAAAAUUUAUGAGUGUUCUAGGUAAAUGUGAAUAAGAGGUUUUGAUACAACUAAGAUCAAUUAAUUUAUUCCUAAUCCAUCUGAUUUAUUCAAAUUGCUAAAUUGCUGUAAGUAAUUCUAAUUUAUUUGAUCAAAAAGUUAAACGCUAAAAGAUUUUUAAAAUACAUUAAAAAUAAAACAUUUUUAAAAAAGGGUGAACGACGUUUCGGCGCUACGUUGUGCCAUUAUCAAGUUGAAAAGUGAAAAAGUAUAAGGUGUAAAACGAAUAUAUAAGAAUGCAAAUGCGAAAUACGAAUACGUAAGAAUGCAACAAGUUACGCACCAUCUUUUCAAAGCUGCGCUAUCCGAAAACAUUGGUCGAUUCCACUAUAAAUAAGUUCAGCCAGGAACCAGAUAAAGAAAUACACACCGUGCCUUCAGUAGACCCAUCUGUUUACAUAGUAUUGCCCUUUAAAGAUCAGCGAUCAGCUGAUCGCGUACGCAAAGAUAUCUAUUCUCUGGGAGCCAAGAUCGAUGUUAACGUAAAACCCGUCUUUACAAGAACAAAACUGUCACAAACCCUGAGUGUCAAGGAAAACAAGCCCCCGAUCGUCAACACUCAAUGCGUUGUAUACUUAUUUCAACGUGAUUUGUGCGAUGCAAAUUAUGUCAGGUACACUGCCCGACACUUACAUCAACGCAUAAGUGAACACUGUUAUUCAGCCAUCGGGAAACACCUUGAAACACAGCAUGGCAAGAACAGAACAAAGACUGACCAUCUUUUCAAAGUUCUGAGGAAAUGUGAUAGUAAGUUUGAUUGCUUAGUCUACGAGAUAUUAUACAUAAAGGACAUCAAGCCUUCUCUUAACACGCAAGCCGACUCCAUUCGCGCCAAACUGUUUACGUGACACUUUCGUACAUUUUUUAUUUUUAUUUUUCUCUUAUUGUGUUUCUUACCUUGGGAAUUAUACCCAUUGGACCCGCAAAUAUUUUAUGUAUUGUUUCAAAUUUUAUAUAUUCGUUUUACACCUUAUACUUUUUCACUUUUCAACUUGAUAAUGGCGUAACGUAGCGCCGAAACGUCGUUCACCCUUUUUUAAAAAUGUUUUUUUAAAUGUAUUUUAAAAAUCUUUAGCGUUUAUCUUUUUGAUCAAAUCAUUUUCGAAAUCUCUCCAAUUCUAAUUUAAGACAGGUUUUGUCAGUAAAAUGGUCUAUACAUUUAAAUGGGGCAUGUUACGCUGUUUUCUAGGGGCCGAUUAUUUAAACUAAGUUUAGACAGCGUUAAUGAACAUCAUCGAGUAACCCAAGUUUAAACCAUGAAUACCGACAAGAGACUACAAAGGGAACAGAGAGGGCAUCCCCAUAUACACUCUAUUCCAUAGGUAAUUCGUCUAAGUUAUUUUUAGAAUUGGGAUAAAUUUACCUCGCGCGAGGCGUGGAUGUUUCGUGGAGGUUUCGCAUGACCAAACGCCGUGCAAAACAUGUCGGGCGAGAGGCAAUGAAAGCGUAAAAAGAUCGAGAGCAUUCCUGAAUAUUGAAGCGAAAUGAGUCGGCGCUCACCUGGGAAAAAGGAAUCGCUGGAAUCUUUGACAACCCGUGAAAUCAGUUUAACUCGAAGUUGUCGUAACCUCAGUGCUCUAACAAAAUGAGAAAUUUCGCCGGUCUGUUGAAACCGGUCGUUUGUGCAAUUUAGGGAGUUUAAGAUCCAACGACGCGGACGACAACUAGAACGUCAAAAAGCAAUAGGUUUAAUUAGCAAAACGACAACUUCGCACGUGCAACACACUUUUUUGUUCAUUUCUUUCCCGUUUUUGCACGACUACGACGUGAAAAUGCCUAAUUUCGCGUUUUAUGGAGGACGUAAAUAAGCAACGACGAAAUUUUAUUUCUCUUUCUGAGCUUGAAUAUGGUCCCUUGAAAUUCAGCUUUAGGAUGGUUCGCCUACAAUUGACAAAGUAAGUGGGUAGGAAUAAUCGCUAUAAAGACUGAAAAAAAUAAACGUCAAACCAGAAAUUGCUCUCUUCAAACUGUAAAUUAUAAAUGAUCCUAGAGAAUAUUCAGUCUGUUAAGGAUUUCCCUGCUCUACUGUUAGCUCUAUACAAGAGAAGAAGGGCGAUUCUUUUUUAAUUUCGGUUUCGCUGACACAGCUUUCGCAGAAAUCUCGCUGUAGUCGUUUUCGUCGACAAAAGGAAUAGCAAAAUCGCUCUCCGCGUCUUCCCCCAUUUUGUUCUGCGUCAUUUCGUGAAGGACGCGUGGCUCUCAGCGUGGGUCAUCCACGCGGAACACAUUCGCGCUAUGUGAUUGGCUGUUGUCUAAUCCCCCUUGAGAUCUAUAUCCAUAUAUGGGGGAUGCCCUCUCUGUCCCCUUUAUAGUCUCUUGAUACCGAUUACUUGAACGUUGUUUUACCACAACGGUGUUUAGACAAUGUCCAAACACCGACUAAGGAACAAAAGUAAGUUAGAGCUGCUCAAAGGUAGGUUUAAGAAAAGUUAAGAAACUGCGCCAAUCGACGAAAUAUGCAUACUCGACAAAUUUGGCACCUUAGGGAUGGAUUUAGCCCUUCAGAAGAAUGCGACGACGAAGACUUUCGAUUUUGUUUUGGCCUUAGAAAGUACUCGGUCAUUGACCUCGUAAAAUUUUUGGAUAAAGAUCUUCAACGUCAAACAAGAAGAGGUCUGCCACUUACACAAAUGCAGCAAGUGCUGAUUACUUUGACAUUCUAUGCGACAGGAACUUUUCAGAGGGUUAUUGACCAUUUAUUUGGUGUUUCUGUUUUUGCUGCAUGCGCAGUCACCCACAAGGUUUCAAGGGCUAUUGCGAAACAAAAAGGACAAUUGCUGUCAUUCCCAGAGAACCUACCUUGCGAGCAGUGGUUUCUCCAGGCCGGACGCUACGCUUCGAUGGGAAAGAAACCACUGCGAGCAACCGUUUUGCUUUUCCAUCGAGCAUGCGCGUCAACGUGAUGACUUCGAAUAUCCAACGACAAGACGGCAACGAGAACUUCAACAAAACAAUAGGUUAAAUAAGCAAAACAACAACUUUGCACGUGCAUCAUGCUUUUAUUUUUGCAUUUCUUUGCCAUUUUUGCACGGCUACGACGUGAAGAUGCCUAAUUUUGCGUUUUAUGGAUAACGCAAACAAGCAACGACGAAAUUUAUUCUUCUUUUCGCUCUUGAACUUGGAUAUGGUCCCUUGGAAUUCAACUCCAUUUGGGUUUGCCUUCCUUUGACAAAGUAACUGAGUAGAUAGGAAUAAAUAAUCCAAAGAAAUACUGAAUAUCCACAGCAGGCUCGCGUGAAGGCAGCAAUUGUAAGCGUAAGCAAAUGCGCGUGAGCCUAAACUUGCUUUCAAACAGGAUUUACAUGUUUAAAGUUAAUUUAUUCGUCCAUAGUGCUGGACGGCGGCUCGAUCAAAGAAGCAGACGGAUGCUCGCAGUGGUUUCUUUCCCAUCGAAGCGUAGCGUCCGGCCUAGAGAAACCACUGCUCGCAGGGUACAGAGAUCCUGGCUGAUACCAAGAGAAAGUUUUAUGAUGUUGCGUACUUUCUAGGUGUGAUCGGGGCCAUCGUUAGUUAAAUUUCCUCCCAUGCCUUUGUCUUUUUUUCCAACGUUUACUGUCAUAGCCUUUGCUUUCCACCUCUAGAAAGUCUCUACCCAAUUCGGCACAUAAAAUUAUUUCUUGUUCACUGAAAUUUGUUGUGCGACUUGGUUUAGAAGCCAUAUUGCAGAGACAUAACCACUAUCUGCAAAUGUGCAUACGAAAUAACUCUGCAGACAAUGCAUUUCCUUGUGAGACAUGGUUUAGCUAUUGACUUAAAAAGAAACGUUUCAAUAGCGGUCCAACAAUGUAUUUUAAAAACAUCGUUUAGCCGUUGUUUAUCGAAACAACUUCUAAACCGCGGCUCAGCUCUAACAAAUGGUUAACUUAGACUUUGUUUAAAUAAUCGGCCCUAUCUUUUUGACUUCCCAUCAAUUGCCAAUUGAAUUCCCGAAUAACUUUACAAUUUUGUAAUUUUUAAAAAACUCAAUAUUGAGGCAUUAAAACUGCUUCCUGCCGUCUGUUGCUGCGGAUGGCAAAGAUGGACGUGGAUUUAAACUUAAAACUUUUUCAAGUUUUACUUUUCUCCCUGCAAAAAUCUCCCAAAAAAUAUUAUGGUUAGUUGUCUCUGUCUAAAUUCGUUUGAUAUCUUCUUGGUAAUUCUAAAAUGGCAUUGUGUAUGGUUAAAGGGACUAACCAAUGACUUCAGCACAGAAUUGACCUAAAACAGCACUGACUAUCCUCGUGACACACACCCUUUAAGUAGGAGCGUAGCGUCCAUAUACGGACAUACGCCCCUGCGUACAGCUGAAAUCUGGAAUUUUUUUCUCAAAUCGGGGUGACUAUAAAUUUUUCGCAUUAUAUUGGUGUCUUUGUUUUAGUAUUUCCUUUAUGCCUUUAAUUAUUCCAUAACGCUAGAAAUGGUAAAAUAAACAACUAACUGUUUCAUUUCCCUUGUAUUUAUUAACUGAAAAAAUCCCGUGGAAAAGAAAGGAAAUGGCAUUUCCGAGACCCCAAACUUAAAUAUUUCCUGGGGGAGCAUGCCCCCCAACCCCCUAGUUUAGAACACUUAUGCACUCUAACUUUUUUUUCUUUUCGUGCGUACACCUUGCAAAUCUCAGGCUAAGCCCCUGUUAAGCACAGUGUAUUUUAGUCCUUUGCGCCUGUUUCAAACAUCACAUUUCUUUGACCAAUUUUAAUCUCCACUUAACAGAUUCUUUUGAAGAAGAUGAAACUCAGGUGAAGACAGACGCUUUCGAAAAGUACAGUGAUGAAAAAGCAUACUCGUUCUCUCUUGAUUUUUCAGAUGUAAACUUUCCCACAGAAGGUAUAUGUAUACUUCAUAACGUGAAAUCUAGAUUUGCUGAAGAAUGGUACUCCAUUUGGCCAGCCUUGUUGUUUAAGUCAUAA
This is a messenger RNA of Porites lobata, 10662 nucleotides long. The record is from the annotation of a GenBank genome assembly. NCBI's taxonomy places the organism in Eukaryota, Metazoa, Cnidaria, Anthozoa, Scleractinia, Poritidae.